Xenopus laevis (African clawed frog) is the source of this 1712-nucleotide messenger RNA. It is a transcript of the gene kcnip1.L, whose product is annotated as Kv channel interacting protein 1 L homeolog. Lineage: Eukaryota; Metazoa; Chordata; Amphibia; Anura; Pipidae. Gene Ontology annotation, molecular function: calcium ion binding; transmembrane transporter binding; potassium channel regulator activity. Bases 411 to 1088 code for a protein of 225 amino acids. The transcript has 8 exons. The record is from RefSeq and is a predicted model, not a curated record. Gene Ontology annotation, cellular component: plasma membrane; voltage-gated potassium channel complex. Gene Ontology annotation, biological process: regulation of potassium ion transmembrane transport.
AUGUGAACCGCUCAGCUACAGCACCCGCUCCUCCUCCUCCUGCCUACAAGCAGCUCCUGUCUAACAGCUCCUAACAGCUCCUGUCCGCUCUCUGCUGCUCCUCCUGGGGGAGCCACUAUCUUUCCACUACUUCUCCUGUCAGAGAGCUGCAUUCCUCUUGUACAGCUGAGGCACCGACAGCAUCCAGCGACUUCUACCCAUCAGUGAGUUUCCAUCAGUCCUUGUAUAGAGAAAGGUACCCCCUAAAAGAAAGUCCAUCAUUCACACACCCGACUGCAGCUGCUCUGUAUUCCAGCAUUGGCUGUUGCAUUGCGACUUCUUCGUUUGCUUCUUACCGACUCCAUAAACUUUUAACAGACUUUGUCGGCUUUUGCGUGUGCGGCAGCCUGGGGGCCAGAGGAGUCGCAGCGAUGAGCGGCUGCUCCAGGAGAUGUAAACGCGGGAUAUUCCGCUGUUUCCAGACGCUAUUUAAGCUGCUGACAGGGACCCUGCACAAAGACAAAAUAGAAGAUGAGUUGGAGAUGACAACAGUUUGUUAUCGACCAGAAGGACUUGAACAGCUUGAAGCACAAACGAACUUUAACAAAAGGGAAUUACAAGUUCUCUACAGAGGAUUCAAAAAUGAAUGUCCAAGUGGAGUUGUUAAUGAAGAUACCUUCAAACAGAUAUACUCACAGUUCUUCCCUCAUGGGGAUGCCAGUAGGUAUGCACACUAUCUCUUCAAUGCAUUUGAUGCUGCACAGUCUGGAUCAGUAAAAUUUGAGGAUUUUGUUGCUGCAUUGUCAGUAUUGUUGAGAGGAACCAUCCGUGAAAAACUGCGGUGGACAUUUAACCUCUAUGACAUAAACAAAGAUGGAAAUAUAAACAAAGAGGAAAUGAUGGAUAUAGUAAAAGCCAUAUAUGAUAUGAUGGGGAAGUACACCUAUCCAGUUCUUAAAGACGAUGCUCCAAAACAACAUGUAGAAGUAUUUUUUCAGAAAAUGGACAAAAACAAAGAUGGCAUUGUAACAUUAGACGAGUUCAUUGAAUGCUGCCAAGAGGAUGACAACAUUAUGAGAUCCUUACAACUUUUUGAAAAUGUGAUGUAGCACCAUGGAGACACUUGUUAUUUAUUGUGAAUAUCAUAAAACUGAAGCCACAAUAUGGAUGAACAAAAAAAAACAAAGUCCAGCUCUCUUGAACACAAGAGGAUGGAUGUUGGAGCUCUGCCAUAAUAAAAGGAUUUAAGCGUUUUGUAUGUAUCCUAGUGGGGAAAAGUCUUAAAAACCCCCCUGGUGUAAAAGUUAAUAAAACCAUUAGAUUUUAUAUCCUUUUUCAUGCAUGCCUUUAAAAAUCUGCAAACCAAAAAAAAGGUUGCUUUUAUUUUAAAAGACACUAAGCAAACAUUUUGCUUGUCAGCUGUAAAUGCUUCUGCCAUUGGAAUCUAAUAAAACUGGUUACAAAAGCAAAAAAAAAAACUGAUCAAGUCCUUGCUUGCUUAGAUAUUUUAUUGUAAUCAGAGGACACUAGUGUCUCUGUCUUUCUGUAAUAAUUUUAAAAGCAGAAAUGUAAAACUUCAUUAAUAAAAUACAAACAUUUUACAUUUUAUUGUAAAAUCUUCCCAUGCUAUGUACAGGCAUUGUUAUCUUUAAAAAGUGUUUUGUUUCAUUGCCCUUUGUACUGUAUGAUGAACAGAUAUUUUAUUUUGAAAUAAAGCACAACAUAAAGCUUAA